AAUCAUAACGUAGUUUAUAAAGUACAGUCACGGGUUGUGUCUAAUCCCGUCUGCAUGCAUCCCGUCCCUCUCAUACCGUUCAGUCCCGCGGGUCACAGGGGCAGGGCGGGCGGUCAACAGCAGCUCACACUCACGGAGGACCACUCAGCGUCAGCUACAGAUGUCAUCGAGGCUACCUCCUGAAGACGCUUGAGUGAGGAGACAUAAUGACGGAGGGUGUGAGGGUUCAUCAGGCCCAGGCAAACAGCGCUGCUGUAGAAACAGAUCCUGGGUCUGAGGAGCCGGACCAACAGGAAGAGGACUCCUCCAGUAUUUUAGAGGUGCAGCACCGCUCCACCGGAGGAGCGGAGGACAGCAGCGGUGGCCCGGUGGCUCCUGAUGGUGGCUGGGGUUGGGUGGUUGUUGCGGCUACCGUUCUGGUCUUAGCAAUGACUCUGGCUUUCCCUUCUUGCAUCGGGAUAUUUUACACAGACUUGCAGAACAACUUCCAAGCCAGCAACACUGAAACGUCAUGGGUGCCAGCCAUCAUGAUGGCAGUGCUGCAUGCAGGCGGCCCCAUAUGUAGUGUUCUCGUGGAGUGCCUUGGUUGCCGUGCUACAAUAAUUAUUGGCGGGAUCCUGAGCGGACUGGGAAUGGCAGCCAGCUCAUUUGCACAGACAAUGGUAGAGCUGUAUAUCACUGCUGGCAUUAUCACAGGAAUGGGAUUCUCUUUGUCAUUCCAGCCAUCGAUCACAAUGGUGGGCCACUACUUUGUGCGGCGCAGGGUGUUUGCUAACGCCUUGUCUUCCACUGGCACCGCACUCGGGCUGAGCACCCUACCAUUGCUAGCCAAUUAUCUGCUCAGCAGCUUUGGCUGGCGGGGCAGCUUUCUGGUGCUGGGAGGGGUCCUGCUGAACUGCUGCGUUUGUGGGGCCGUAAUGCGCCCCCUUGGGGCCAAACCAAAGAUGGAAGCCAGAAGCGGACAGACGGACAAUCGCCAACUCAAAACCAAUUGCCUUUCCAUUACUCAGGAACGAGAGGGUCUGAAAGGCCGUCUGCGGGCCACUCUCUCCACCGUCAUGCCUUUCCUGCGCAGACACAUGGCUUUCGACCUGCUGUGCAGUAACCCGUACUUCUGUGCCUAUGCUCUUGGGGUGUCCUGGAUGAUGCUGGGCUUCGUGGUGCCCCUCGUUUACCUGGUUCCCUAUGCCACCGCUUACGGUAUGGAGCAAGACCGAGCCGCUCUACUGAUGGCCAUCCUGGGGUUGAUCAACAUCACCGUUCGGCCAGCGACGGCGCUGGUUUUUGGGCUGCCUCGCUUCCGUGGAAGCCAUAACUUUGCCUACCUGUUUGCCACAGCGGUGCUGAUUAACGGAUUAAGCAACUGCAUCUGCGGGAUGGCGACGAGUUUCCCAGUACUGCUGGCGUAUGUUAUAGUGUUUGGGUUUUCCAUGAGCCUCGUCGGCUCCUUGUUGUUCACCGUACUGAUGGACACGGUCGAGAUGAGCCGCUUCCCAUCCGCCUUGGGCCUCAUCAGCAUUAUGGAGAGCGUCAUGCUGCUGCUUGGCCCGCCGUUAGCAGGAAUGCUGGUUGACAGCACUAGCCAAUAUGCCUAUGUGUUCUUCGCCUGCAGCAUAACCGGCUCCACCGCCGGUCUCUUCAUCAUGCUGUCCUUCUACUGGCUGGACAGACAGAAGUGCAGAGAGGUCAAGAGCUCCUUUACUCAUAAAGACAUUAACUCACUGAAGCCCAGCACUAAGAUGACCAUAGACUGUGAUUACAGUCCAGUGCCUUUACAUGGUAACAAUAUCAGAGACAUGGAGACUGAUGUUUGAUGUGUGACUCAUUUUGUUCAUUCAGUGCACAGCUAGUCUUUUCUUAUCCUUAUCUUGUUAGUGGACAAUCAGACGUAUUUGCCAUAGCUUAUGUACACAGAUAUGGUGCAGAGAGGUUCUUGGACUGCUGUAAAAAUAGACUGGACCAGCAUUGCUGGUUUAACUUUGCAUAGUCCUUUUCUAUUACAUGGUGCCACAUGGGAACUUCAGAUCAUCUCUCAAAACAUUUUGAAAAUCUCAUUUCAGUUAUUACUCUAGCCUCCUUCAGGAUUGCUAACACAGGCCAGUUGUAAUUGACAUUCACACAUUACUGUAAUUUAGAUUCUUCUGGGAUCAAAUGAAUGUAGAAAACACAGAACGUGAGAUUUUUUAUUUAUUACUAGAUGCCUUAAAUUAUAAAUGGUAUAUCUAUUAUAUAUUUUUUUUAGUUUUGUGUAGAUACUGCUUUUUAAAAUCAGUAACUUAUUUAUAUAUUUGUAUGUAUUAAAGGAAAUGGUUGCUUUGUGUGUUGUCUGUUAGUUUCAUUGUUUGAGCUCUAUGGUAAAUAGUUGACUCUGCUGAAAGUGUAAAACAGUAAUUCUCGAGGACCAAUAAUAAAUCAAGUAAUGCUGGACAGUCCCAUAUUCCCCCUUUUUUGUACACUUUAUACAAACAGAGUACUGUGUGGUGUUUGUUCAGGACAGUGCUAAAAAUCCAAUGACAAAUUGCAUAUGAAUACAUAAUAUUAUUUGUGUGUUUAUUGCAUUUAAUGUCAUUUUAAUAGGAAUUUAGUGUUAGCACAGUGCUGCUUCUUAUAGACUUGUUUCCUUUUAGUAAUAUUAGUCUCAGCUCCUAAGAACCACAAGAGGGCAGCAAUGUAAUGAUAUUUAAAUUCUUAUCAAAAACUUUGUAUGUUUUUAUUUGUAGUUUUUUGUUCGUUUUCAUCAUGAAGAUGUCUAAACAGUACACGACAAUUCAAUUUCACAAUUCAUGCGAUUAAAUUUGCAUGUUAGUUUAAUAAACAUGAAUUGUCCUGUUAUGGAAAUAAAUGUCUGAUUAAAAUGAUUAAUAAAAUACAUUUUAUGAAUGCAUCAUAAGAUAUUUUACUAUAACCAUGAAUACAUUUUAUUUCCCGUUAUUCACUGGUGAGCAUAAGAUAUUUCUUUUGAGAACACAUUAAAAAAAAAAAAAACUUGUGAACUUUAAAUAAGGCAUCAUUCGUUAACAUUCCUUAAUGUACUAACAUGAAUCUGAUCUCUGAUCUUAUGGCUGUUUGAGAAAUUUUUUUUUUUUAUUAUUAUGUGUAUUAUAUGUUAUUAUUAUCAUCAUAGAGGAUGGAUCGUGUUCAUAAUGUGUUAUAAAUCAUCACACUCUUAAAAGCUAUAACCACAAAUAACUAUUAUAAUACAUUAAAACUGUUCUUAUGAAUAUUCAUGAGAUAAUACAACAAAGUUAUUUAUAAUGCAUU
This is a messenger RNA of Onychostoma macrolepis, 3261 nucleotides long. It is a transcript of the gene slc16a5b, whose product is annotated as solute carrier family 16 member 5b. Bases 207 to 1814 code for a protein of 535 amino acids. The record is from RefSeq and is a predicted model, not a curated record. Lineage: Eukaryota; Metazoa; Chordata; Actinopteri; Cypriniformes; Cyprinidae. Gene Ontology annotation, biological process: transmembrane transport; monocarboxylic acid transport. The transcript is spliced from 5 exons. Gene Ontology annotation, molecular function: monocarboxylic acid transmembrane transporter activity.